UGUAGCAUCCGCAGCACAUAUCCUCCACUUUUCCCCGGCUUCUAUCUGAACAAAACCCUGCAACUCGUCAUGGCCUCCAGCAUGUCAGUGAGGAGCUUCUCUAUGGGCCGUCAGCCUUCCUUUUCCAGUCGCUCUCUGAUGGAUACUGGCCGUGCUCGCUCCCGUGCUUCUGUGUCUUUCGCUGCAGCCAGCCCUCUGAGCCGCUCUGCCUCUAUCGGCCAGGAUCUCAACGGGCCGAUCAGCCUGCAGCUUAAUGGCGUACACGGCAACAGCAACAACGACAAGGAAGCCAUGCAGAGUCUCAACAACCGUCUGGCUAACUACCUGGACAAGGUCCGUUCCCUGGAGCACUCCAAUGCAGAUCUGGAGACAAAGAUCAAGCAGAUGAUGCUGGACCGCAUCCCCAAAGGUCAUGACCUUGAUUCCAUGAUGGCCCAAGCUCAUGCUGUUGAGCAGGAGGUGAGGAAGAGGACCUUGGAGAAUGCACGUCUAAUGUUAGAGAUCGAUAAUGCUAAACUGGCUGCAGAUGACUUCAGAAUCAAGUGGGAGACUGAGCUGGUGAUGUGUCAGUCUGUGGAGCGAGACUGUGUUGCUCUGAAAAAGGCCAAGACUGACCACGAGCAGAUCAUCGCCUCUCUAAGAGGAGAUCUGGACAGCCUGAAAGAAGAGCUGUACUUCCUCAAGAAAAACCACGAAGAAGAACUGGAGCAGAUGAAGUCCCGUAUUGCCAGAGAUGAAGUGAAUGUGGAGGUCGACUCAGCCAGCGGGCCUGAGCUCGGCACCAUUCUGUCUGGCCUGCGCUCCCAGUAUGAGGGGAUUGUCAAGAAGAACAAGGACCAAACGGAGCAGUGGUACCUCAAGAAGCUGGAGACGGUGCAGAACGAGGUGAAGGAGAGCAACGAGGCCCUGAGAGGAGCCCAAGGCGAGCUGAUGGAGAGGCAGCGCUUCCUGCAGAACCUGGAAGUGGAGCUUGAGAGUCUGCACAAACAGAUAGCAGCACUGGAAGGUAACCUGGGUGAGACAGGUCAGAAGUACUCGAGUGAGAUGGAGCGGCUGCAGGCCACUCUGAGCCAGCAUGAGGACGACCUCUCCCAGCUCAGGCUGGACAUGCAGCGCACCAAGACCGACUAUGAGCAGCUCCUCCGCAUCAAACAGAACCUGGAGAUGGAGAUCGCUACCUACAGGCGCCUCCUGGAGGGAGAGGAGACUAUCAAGGAAGUCCCUCCGCCACCAAAAAGGGAGCCUGACGUUCGCACCAGGAAAAUUGUGAAGGUGGUGACUCAGACGAUGAUCAAUGGCAAAGUGGUAGACGAGUCCAGCGAGGUGGAACAGAUCGAAGAGACCAAGAAAUAAAAAAAGAGGAGAGAGGAUACAAGUAAAAAGAAUAAAUAAAGAUAACAAAAAGAGAGCGGGAGACAUGUUUCUGAAUAUUUUAAAAGAGCUGCAAGAAAAGAGGGAAUUUUUGGGGGUAUUGCUCGACAACAAAUGUUUUUUUUUUUUUUUCGAUAAUGGUUUUUCCAAAGUUGACUUGUCAGUGACACUGAUGAAAAUGCCACAAUAUAUCCAGUACUGCUGUAGUUAUGCAUGCUAUACCAUUUUAGAAUAUAAGUGCUUUUUUGUUUCUGUGAGAGCAACCAACUAACCAUGUUCACGCUGUUUUACUAAAACCUGAUGUGUACUUUAACGGGAUAUUUAUUACUUAGUGUGGACGUGUUUACUUUAGUAGAAAUACAUUCCUUUCCUGCUUUGACAAGACUAUCAUUCAAAUGUUUUUAUGUUUGUAUUCAGUCUAAAUAAAGUUGUAAUCCAUGUCA
Molecule: messenger RNA, 1814 nt
Organism: Eleginops maclovinus (Patagonian blennie)
Lineage: Eukaryota; Metazoa; Chordata; Actinopteri; Perciformes; Eleginopidae
Exons: 10
Coding region: 70-1353 (427 amino acids)
Cellular component (GO): cytoskeleton
Molecular function (GO): structural molecule activity
Source: RefSeq, a predicted model, not a curated record